CCCAGAUUCGCUCUAUUCUUCCUACCACCCAAUAUUUAACUACUUUUCGCUUUGCAGAUUCUCUGCCUGUACUCUAGUCCCAGCCUCCGAUGAGCCUCCAACUAAACUCCGCACCCCUGCUCCACUCGUGCGAACGGUGCCGCCAAAAGAAACGCAAGUGUUCAGGCGACAAGCCAGCGUGCACCUGGUGUCGAAAGCACAAUGCAAUCUGCGAGUAUCGGCAAUCGAUUAGAAUCAGGAAGCAGCUCGACGCGCUUGCCCCCCGGUGGCGGCAGUCUGAUCCCAUGUCGAGAUGGCAAGCUGGUCGGGUAUUCGCACACAGUAUCGAUGGAGCCCAGCAGCACCAUCGAUCAGCACUGGGUGCCAUCAGCCCUUGAGCCAGCUGCAAACCAGCGCACCGGUCGAGAUUCCAGCCAUCUGUCACUCGCAAGCUCCACUGCAAACAUCGACGCCACUGCCAGUGCAGAGGAGUAACAUUGCCAUAGAUACAAUUCGGCCUAGCGU
Linderina pennispora is the source of this 504-nucleotide messenger RNA. RefSeq lists its product as uncharacterized. NCBI's taxonomy places the organism in Eukaryota, Fungi, Kickxellomycota, Kickxellomycetes, Kickxellales, Kickxellaceae. Gene Ontology annotation, molecular function: zinc ion binding; DNA-binding transcription factor activity, RNA polymerase II-specific. The transcript has a single exon. Gene Ontology annotation, biological process: regulation of DNA-templated transcription. Bases 90 to 377 code for a protein of 95 amino acids. The record is from RefSeq and is a predicted model, not a curated record.